CAGUUUUCCUUUUGAAGGAGCUGCAGGGUAUCUGCCCAGAAGUGUUACAGCUAUGAACACAUCUACUCUGGCCCCUUUGACCUCAGUGGCAUGGAGUUCCACCACGUCUCCUGUCCCCGCGGAUGCUCGGAGGCAGUCUUGUCCCUGGACACCGGGUACCGCGCCUCUGUGACCAUGGUGCAGAAGGGCUGCUGGACAGGUCCAGUUACCGGUGUGAUGCAGAGCAACGACUUGGCGCUGCCGCCUGACUACUCAGGGGUGUUGGGCUGUGGGACCGACUUAUGCAACAACAGACUUUUGUCCCAUGAUGACAUCCCCAACCUGAGUCCAGCACCCAAUCCCCCAACGCUCAGUGGCACCGAGUGCUACGCCUGUGUGGGAACCCACCCUGAGGACUGUGCCCUGGAAAAGUCCAGAAAAGUCCAGUGUCACCAGGAUCAGAGUGCCUGCUUCCAGGGCAACGGCCGAAUGAACAUUGGCAAUUUCUCGGUGCCCGUGUACAUCAGGACCUGCCACAGGCCCUCCUGCACCGUUAGAGGCACUAGCAGCCCCUGGACAAACAUCGACCUCCAGGGCGCCUGCUGUGAGGGUCAGCUGUGCAACCGCGACGCCGUCAGCCAGACCUUCGAGCCCAACCCCGCGACAGGCAGCGCCCCUAGGCGGGCGCCCCACGCCCCCGCAUUGGUCCUGGCAGUCCUGCUGGCCUGCGCGCCCGGACGCCCCCGCGCCCUCGUCUAGACCAUCGGGACCCGGAGGCGGGGCACAGAGCACACGCAGCCCUCCUCCCAGCUCCGGCCCGCGCCCUGCGGCUCCCCGGGACCGGAUGCCAGGCCCGGUGCCCGCUCCCCUCCCCUCCUGCAGCCCCGCCUGGACCUGUCCUGCAGGAGACACCGCAGGCCCCUCGCAUCCCGGGGCGGGGCGCGCAGCCGCAGCCUGACCGGCGGGGCGAGUCGCCCCACA
Messenger RNA from Sorex fumeus (smoky shrew), 960 nucleotides. RefSeq names its product LY6/PLAUR domain containing 5 (gene LYPD5). The transcript has 5 exons. NCBI's taxonomy places the organism in Eukaryota, Metazoa, Chordata, Mammalia, Eulipotyphla, Soricidae. Gene Ontology annotation, cellular component: plasma membrane. Bases 91 to 738 code for a protein of 215 amino acids. The record is from RefSeq and is a predicted model, not a curated record.